Messenger RNA from Dreissena polymorpha, 1296 nucleotides. RefSeq names its product torsin-2A-like. The coding region runs from base 815 to 1123 and encodes 102 amino acids. NCBI's taxonomy places the organism in Eukaryota, Metazoa, Mollusca, Bivalvia, Myida, Dreissenidae. The transcript is spliced from 2 exons. The record is from RefSeq and is a predicted model, not a curated record. Gene Ontology annotation, molecular function: ATP binding; ATP hydrolysis activity.
UAAUUCUUUGCUCAAUGGAUCACUUUUAUAAAAACAAUCCUUGAACUGGUAUUGUGUUAAUAAGCAUACCGGUACGCAUGUUUAUAAUAAAAUAAUGUUUACAUAUGAAAAACACGGAAAAAGAGCAAUUACAUGUAUCUGGAUGCGUAUCACAAAUAAGAUAUAUAUGAAUAUUCUUGACCAUGCCAUCACAUUUUGUGUAAAAUCAGUUGGAAACCGCAAAAAGGGCUAAAUUCAACAAUGUAAUGGCUUCUUUGUAUUUUGAAGAAUUUUGGUUAUUGGGGUAUACAUAAUAAACCCAUGUCCUUAUUUGUACAAAACCACGAAUUUGUUUCUUUGGCAAGCGAUGGUUAUUAAAGGAGCAAAAUAUAAGCAUGCGCGUAAGUUAGCUAGAUACUAUUUUAAGGACAUUAUACACAACUGCAGUUGCUCAAGCCAAUCACAACAGUAAGACUUUCAUCUUUGUCAGUUCUCAAUUAGCCUCAUCAUCAUAUACGUUGUGCUGUAGUUAUGGGGUCAGAAUUGCCAGUCUUGUAUAAUCCUGGUUCACAAAGGAUACUGGCAAAGAAUAAUAGCGCUAAUAGCUAGAGUAUUAAUAUCGUUAGUUCUUUAGGAGUUUGAAAUAUAUCACUGUAAGGUAGAUGUUGUGCUUUUUAGAACAUCGGAGACAGACAGUUAAAAAAAUGCAUAUAGAAAUUAAUGCACAUGUAUUUUUUGCAGUAAUGACGCUGCUAAAGAAAUUGCAAGUAAGAUAUUAGAGAACUUGCAGAAUAAAAAAAGGGAGUCGAUCACAAUCGAGCAACUCGAGGAAGUAAUGACACUACCUGAACGCCGCGAGGACUUGAGCGAGGUUUGGCGCCGUCAGCUUGUGUCAAGUGCCCUGAUAUCCGCGCAUGUGCCCUUUCUUUCCCUGGAAAAGAUCCACGUGCAGCAAUGUAUCCGGGAAGUCCUGCAUGAGACUCGGUACUCGACUAGCGAGCGCGAGACGGAAGCUUUGGUUACCAAGGUAGUGGAUAAGAUGACCUACUUCCCCGAGCCAAUAAAAAGGUUCUCUAGGACUGGCUGCAAAGACGUUCGUGAAAAGAUUUAUCAAGAGUUGGAAAUCGAUUUGAUGGAACAAUAAUGUUUAUUCCGGAUGUGAAUUGUUAAAGUCAAAUAACUGAGGCAGUCUUUUAAAAACUAAUGUUUAUUAUUCCAAUAUUUUUAAAAUACAUAUAUCUUAUGGUUGUUCCUUUUAAUGGAAAAUCAAAAUUGUUGUUGGUAAUAAAGAAUACAUGUUUUUCAGUUAAAAUUGUU